Molecule: messenger RNA, 5895 nt
Organism: Parnassius mnemosyne (clouded apollo)
Lineage: Eukaryota; Metazoa; Arthropoda; Insecta; Lepidoptera; Papilionidae
Source: the annotation of a GenBank genome assembly
AAUAUGGCGGAAUCAUUGGCCGCCGUCGGGUUGUGUGAUAAUUUUAUAAGUGCAAUUUGAGAAUUUUGCGCGAUUCAUCCGCGAUUGUGAUGAUAAAAGAAAUAUAAAUAAUUGUGUACGCAUACUCACUGCUGAAUAAUAGACCUCAAACAUCUUUAACUGUUAAUUCACUCCUAAAAAUGUCUAAACGGGCUGCAUAUGGUGAUGAUGAAGACAAUCCACCUACUCCAUCUGAUGAUUCUGACUUUGAUGAUGACGAGGACCCAGAUAAUUUGGAAGUGCCAGGUGGUGGAAAAACAUUGGCAGCAGCUGCACGAAUGGGAGUUAAGGCGAAGGUUACUGCGGCGCCACAAACCAUUACUAUCAGACCCACCACAAACCCAUUAGCUGCUCCAUCAGGGCUAGCAUUUGGCCAGGCAUCGAAUAUUAAACCUAUUAAAAUUCAAGCUAGUUCUUUGACAAAACCAUUAAGUCUGGGCAUUGGACGAGGAGUUGUGCCAGCUGUCAGGCCGGUCGCAUCAUUCGCCGGUGCCGGCUCGUCGGCCGCGUACAACGCCGCUUCACUACUCGCUCAGAUGGAGUUGGUGGGAGUUCAGGGCGUGAACCCGUACCUCCUGCAGAACUUAAACCAGAUUCUCGUGUCCGGGAUGGGCAGCAUGCUGGGCCAGUACGGACAGAUGCCGCCCUGGGCACAGCCUAAGCCCGGCAUGUGGCCGCAAGACAAGAUGCCAGGCGAUGAAGAGGAAGUAGACGAUGAAGAGAUGGGCGUCGCAGAGACAUACGCGGAUUAUAUGCCUACAAAGUUGAAGCUGGGCCGCAAGCAUCCGGACCCGGUGGUGGAGACGGCGUCCCUGUCGUCCGUGGAACCGGUGGACGUGACGUACUCGCUGAGCCUGCCCGACGAUACGAUCCGCGCGGGGCUGCUGUCCGCGCUGCAGCUGGAGGCCGUCGUGUACGCGUCCCAAGCGCACGAGCACAUGCUGCCCGACGGCACGCGAGCCGGCUUCCUUAUUGGUGAUGGAGCUGGUGUGGGCAAAGGUCGAACGAUCGCUGGCAUCAUCUUUGAGAAUUAUCUGAAGGGCCGCAAACGUGCUAUUUGGGUCUCCGUGUCCAAUGAUCUCAAGUACGACGCGGAACGGGAUCUCAGAGAUAUUGGCGCUGGCAAGAUUGAGGUUUACCCGCUCAAUAAGUUCAAGUACGCGAAGAUCUCGUCGGCGGUGAACGGCAACGUGAAGAAGGGCGUGGUGUUCUGUACGUACUCUGCGCUGAUCGGCGAGACGCAGUCCUCCAGCACCAAGUACCGCUCGCGCCUCAAGCAGCUGUUGCAGUGGUGCGGCGAGGACUUCGACGGCUGCAUCGUAUUUGAUGAGUGUCACAAAGCGAAGAAUCUGUGCCCGGUGGGUUCCGGCAAGGCCACAAAGACCGGGCUAACGGCUCUCGAACUGCAGAACAAGUUGCCGAAAGCGCGCGUCGUUUACGCCUCAGCCACUGGAGCCUCGGAGCCACGCAAUAUGGCGUAUAUGGUGCGCCUCGGUAUAUGGGGAGAGGGGACGCCCUUCCCUACGUUCAUGGACUUUAUUAACGCUGUGGAAAAAAGAGGAGUAGGUGCUAUGGAGAUAGUGGCUAUGGACAUGAAACUACGGGGCAUGUACAUCGCGCGCCAGCUCUCCUUCCACGGCGUCAGCUUCAAGAUCGAAGAAGUGCCGCUCUCCGACGCCUUCAAAGAGACCUACGAUAAGGCUGUCGCUUUGUGGGUAGAAGCAAUGCAGCGAUUCACGGAGGCGGCUGAGUUGAUCGACGCAGAGUCGCGCAUGAAGAAAACCAUGUGGGGGCAGUUCUGGUCUGCGCAUCAGCGUUUCUUCAAGUACCUCUGUAUUGCAGCUAAGGUGAAUCAUGCGGUAGUGACGGCGCGCGAGGCGGUGAAGUGCGGCAAGUGCGUGGUGAUCGGGCUGCAGAGUACGGGCGAGGCGCGCACCCUCGACCAGCUCGAGCGUGACGACGGCGAGCUCAGUGACUUCGUGUCCACCGCCAAGGGCGUAUUCCAGACAUUGGUGGAGAAGCACUUCCCCGCGCCGGACCGCGCACGCAUCAACCGGCUGCUGGGCCUGCAGCCCGACAAGCCGACGCCCGCGCCCGCAUCCGCGCCUACGCCCGCCUUCACAUAUAACGGACGCAACGGCGACGAAGCAAACACGUCUAAGAGGAAGUUGACGGCGCGGCAGCAGGCGAACGCGGCGGCGAAGCGCGCGCGCGGCGGCUCGUCGUCGGACGAGUUCGUGCGCGGCUCGGACGAGUUCGACGCCGAGCCGGAGCCCGACGCGGACGACGAGCGCGCCGCCGACGCGCGCCUCGACUCGGACGACGAGCGCCGCCGCGCCUCCGACUCCGACCUCAGCGACUUCAACCCCUUCCACGCCGGCAGCGACAGCGACGACGAUCCAUGGGUUGGACGGAAAAAGAAGCCGAUGAAAAAGAAGAAAGCAGCGUCUCCCAAGAAGAAGCCAUCAAGCACACAAGACAAAAUAGAGACAAUGUUCGAGAAAAAGAACAGCACAGUACCAAGCACGGUAACCGUCACGACGGCCGGCGGACAUAGUUUGACCGGAACACCCGUAGGGACAAAUGGACUUUAUCUUGGUCCGUCGCGCAGCCAGCCGCCGCCGCGGUCCGCCAUCGAGCGAGCGUGCAGCAUGAAGGAGGAGCUGCUGGCCGCCAUCGAGCGGCUCGGUAGACGUCUGCCGCCCAACACGCUCGAUCAGCUUGUCGACGAGCUCGGCGGCACUGAGAACGUGGCCGAGAUGACGGGUCGCAAGGGACGAGUUGUGCAAACGGAAGAUGGGCAGAUAUUAUACGAGAGUCGGUCAGAAGUGGACGUGCCUCUCGAGACCCUUAACCUUACCGAGAAGCAGCGAUUCAUGGACGGCGAGAAGGAUGUGGCCAUCAUAUCUGAAGCAGCAUCCAGUGGUAUCUCAUUACAAAGUGAUAGGAGGGCACGGAAUCAAAGGCGGAGGGUGCAUAUAACACUGGAAUUGCCGUGGUCAGCGGAUAGAGCUAUACAACAGUUUGGUCGCACGCAUCGAUCCAACCAGGUGAACGCGCCGGAAUACAUCUUCCUGAUCUCAGAUUUAGCGGGAGAGCGGCGCUUUGCUUCCACGGUGGCCAAGCGCCUCGAGUCGCUCGGUGCGCUCACGCACGGCGACCGGCGCGCUACCGAGACGCGCGACCUCAGCCAGUUCAACAUCGACAAUAAGUACGGUCGCAGUGCGCUGGAGGCGGUGAUGAAGGCGAUCAUGAAGUACGAAACGCCGCUGGUGGCGCCGCCGCGCGACUACGCCGGGGACUUCUUCCAGGACGUGGCCAGCGCGCUCGUGGGCGUCGGACUCAUAGUCAAUAGUGAAAGCUCGCCCGGAGUACUGUCGCUUGACAAGGAUUACAACAACAUGUCGAAGUUCCUUAACAGGAUAUUGGGCAUGCCAGUCGAUCUGCAGAACAGGCUCUUUAAAUACUUCACAGACACAUUGGCAGCGGUCAUGGAGCAGGCAAAACGCAGCGGGCGUUUCGACCUGGGCAUCCUGGACCUGGGCAGCGCGGGCGAGAGCGUGCGGCGCGUGCACUGCGUGCGCUUCCUGCGCCGCCACGCCACCGGCCGCGCGCCCGUCGAGCUGCACACCGUGCAGACCGAGCGUGGCAUGGACUGGAUUGAAGCGCUGGAAAAGGAGUCGGAACUGUCCGGGCCUAAAGAAGGCUUCUACCUGUCGCAGCAAGCGCGCAACGACAAGUACACGGCCGUGCUAUGUGUCGCCGCGCACACCAACACCAGGAAAGAGAAACUCACUAAGAAAGAGAUCAUGUUCCAGAUAUACAGACCGAACACAGGCCUCCAACUUCGGCUUGAAUCGUUAGCGGAUAUUGAGAAAAAGUACAAAAAAGUAACGAGUACAGAGGCGGAGGGACCUUGGAAGGCACAAUAUGAGGCCUCUCUACGCGUUUGCAGUCACGCCUACUGGCGAGCCGCGUGUAGGAAUGCGAGCGAGUGUGAGGUGGGCCUGCGCGUGCGCACGCACUACGUGCUGGCGGGGUCGGUGCUGGCGGUGUGGGCGCGCAUGGAGGCGGCGCUGGCGGCGCGCGCCGCGCUGCACAAGAUGCAGGUCGUGCGCAUCAAGACCGACGACGGACGCAAGAUCGUCGGUACAGUUAUCCCAAAGAAUUGUGUGGAGUCAUUGAAGGAAGCUCUGGCAUCGGAUGCUGUCUCAGUAACUGAGCAAAACUUCGAGACUUCAGACGCGUUAAAAUGAGCUCUGUAUGUCUAGAAUUUAAGACUAGAUUAGCGCGGAUCCCACUCACAGUUCCUCUAUCUCUCUUUAUUUAAAUAUACUUAGUUCGGGACCAUAAGACAGUUGUGUGGUCCUCCAUAGGGAGGUACUUGUGGGAAAGUGGAUGAGUGGCCUUAGCCUUCUUGGAGAGGCAGACCCGGGUCUCGGACGUAGUCAAUUACGGGCGAUAUGACGGUACGACUGAUUUAAUUUUGCCUCCCUCCCUCAACUCCGAAUGUAUCAAAUCGCAAUAAUUCAGAUAUUCGAAAAAAAUUAUCUUCGUAUGUUUUGAUUAAGAUAACAUAGAUAUUUGUAGAUUUACUUCUAUUUAUAUUAUUGUAAUAGAUGUUCGGAUGAGGGUAAGCCAGAUAGGUCAAUGAGGUUACGUUUCCAACAUUUGUUUUGUGAUAAGUCUUCUAAAAGUGGUGAUGUAUCUAAGAAAAUGUGUUCAUGUGAACAUUCUCUUGUAUUCUGCUUUAUAUAUUUAAAAACGUUUAUGAAAUAGAGCCUUGCGCAUUCAAUACUGAAUUAAUUCAUACAUACAUUAUCUGACAAUUACUGUAUACGGCUGAUAUAAAAACAACUUUUAUAAAGUAGUUGGUAAUAAUAGUAAGUUGGCAGUACUACAUACAAAAAUUGUUUGGUUUAAUACCUACUUUAUGUGACCCUAUGAAAAAUUUAAACAUAAAUUGGGACUAGUCGAUCAAUAAUCUCCUUAUUAUAUAAAAUAAGACAAUAUCUCUCUGAUUGUUUUAAAGUCAGAUUUUUCUGCGAAUACUAACAAUAUUUACUGUUAAUAUGAAAUAUUUUAAACACUUAUUUCAACUCAAAAAUUCUUCAAAUAUUCUUCAAAUAACUAUAUAUUUAACAUCAUUUUAAAAUUAUUUUUAUAAAUAUAUAUAUAUAUAUAUAUAUAUAUAUAUAUAUAUAUAUAUGACUUCUAAAUAAGAGUACGUAAAAUAGUGUUUACAUUCGUGGAAAAUUUAAGUUGGAACAGACUGAGGGAAUAUUUUGUAACAAAUAUUAAUAUUAUUUUUCAGUGGCUGUGUAGCAUUUUGGAUAUUCUGAUUCACUAAUAAUUAUAAUUUAUAAAUGACACGAAUUAUAUUUAAGUUUAUACUGAUGUAUAAACGAAUUUCUAAGCCAAACAUAUUUUAUUUUUAAAGAGGUAAUAUUGAUUAUUGUAAUUAGAAUAAAAUUUAAUAAUUCAACAUGAUUUUUAAUUAACAUACAGAUGCACAUUUUUAGACAUUAGCAAAGAGUUAUUUACAUCUGAAAAAAGAUUGGAGAAAUAGAAAUGUCUGGAGUGAUUUCAGAUUGUGUUUUGCUCACUUUUACAGAUCGCUGUAUUUCCUGAUUUUUAGCUUAAUUUCGAGUGUAACAAACGUUCAGUUUACUGGGAUGUUGUGUACAAUUUUCUCUGCCACAAUAAUUAGUGUAGAAAGUUUUGUUCAAAUAAAGAAUUUUAUUGGGAGGUACAGGUAGAAAUUAAUUUAUAAUAAAUGCCGUUUAUAAUUAAACGAAUUGUCACAUCUCAAAUUAUUGUCUGGUCUUCUGUGUAUAAAGACAAUUAAAUGUAUAU